AUGGAGACGAUGGAAAUAGUCAAAUCUUUAAUAAAGAAAAAUGAUUUCAUGACUUCAAUCGACAUCCAGGAUGUAUUUUAUCACAUACCAUUAUCAUCAUCAUCCCAGAAUAUUUACCAAAAUGAUAAAACCUCUUCUCGCAUAGGCAAGAAACCUCAGAAUCAGACUUUCUAUCUAUCUGGACAACAUUCUUUUGUUAGCCUAUUCAAAGUCAGAAAUAACAGAAUAUACUCAAAUUAUACUUCAAAUAUUAGUGAAACUCGGCUUCAAGAUCAAUACGGCCAAGUUCAACCUAGUUUAAUCUCAACAGUUGGACGCAAUUCUUCUAUCAAGAUUAAAAACUCGAUGGCUAAUAAAAGACAAAAACCUAGCCUUGAUAAAACGAGGUUGGAAUACCCAUCUGAAAUUGUCACCGCAGAGUAUUCAACAACUGGACUAGUAGAUCACGAACUUGGAGAAUUGCAACAGAAAAUGUUUAAUUUUACCCCAACCAACGACAACCAUAUGCAUAGAUGUAUCACUUACCAGAUGGGCUUACCUAAAUCACCAAGGGGACUCUGUGUCCCGAGAAUUGAGCUUUCUUGCAGAGAACAUCUAGAACCUUUGCCUAUACAAAAAGAUCAUGAUAGUUGCACAACACUUGCUAGGCAAAUCGAAUCUACAAGCAGACCAAGCUUUGAG
Messenger RNA from Racocetra persica, 681 nucleotides. The record is from the annotation of a GenBank genome assembly. Lineage: Eukaryota; Fungi; Glomeromycota; Glomeromycetes; Diversisporales; Gigasporaceae.